AUGACAGUCCGUGCCUCAACAUUAAUAAGUGUCCAAUGGCCUCCAGACCCCAUCUCCCAGGGCCCAGACACCCUCGUCCUAAGCGUGGGGACAUACUAUGUCGAUCUGAGAGUAAAUCGUGACGACGGCAGCAUCUACUGGGCUUUGGCUGGACGAAGAAUAGUCGUUUCUGAGGAGCCUCGAAAAGUAAAAUUCACACACGAAAUCGACUCUCAUCACACCAGCCCUGCUACUACAGAGGAAGAAGAGGAGAAUGGAAAAGGGGAGGAGGAGGUCGCAGAUGAAGGCCUCUUCACAAAAUUGCCUAAUGGCGAUGAUCUUGAGAUAGGCGAAAUGCCUGCUCCGCAUCGCGGGGGCAAGGUUUCAGCUUAUAGGGAGGUGUGGCGCGAGUUGAAGAUCGGGUUUGAUCAUAGUGACUCUGGCGAGGGUGAUGAGACGUGUUGGAUGUUGGAAAGUUUGGAUAUGGAGAAGAGGAAGAGGACGUUUUAUUGCAAGGUUGGGAGGUUUUUUCUUGCUUUACGGCGGAUGGAGAGUUCGGAAGUUGAGUUUUCGGCUAUCAGGCAGGAGCAAACACCUUCCCAAACAGGGGGCAAAGAGUGGGUUACUAAGUAUAGUAUUGGCAAAGAAGUGGAUGAUAUGUUCCACAUGUCGACAUCGUCUGAGUUUGUGCUGGAAAAUGUAACCACUGAUAGAGUGUCGUGGAAGGUGGACGAUCAAGUCGUUACAAAGAGCAGGGAAGAUGGUGCAGUACGGGAGGUUUGUGUUGUUAGGGCUGCCAAUUGA
Messenger RNA from Talaromyces marneffei, 783 nucleotides. RefSeq lists its product as uncharacterized. The record is from RefSeq and is a predicted model, not a curated record. NCBI's taxonomy places the organism in Eukaryota, Fungi, Ascomycota, Eurotiomycetes, Eurotiales, Trichocomaceae. The transcript is spliced from 2 exons. The coding region runs from base 1 to 783 and encodes 260 amino acids.